AAAAUGAAAUUUCAAGUGUGUUGGCUACUAUUUCUCUCAGUCGUGGGAAUUCUCUCAACAUAUGCUCGCCCCAUGAAAGACUCGCCGAUUAGUACCAUCGUAAUACCCUAUGAACCAUAUACCAGCCAAAAGAUCACCAAUCAUCGAGGAGAAUUGAAAAAUGUUUUCGUACCACUAGAAAUGGAGAUAGUGCCGAAAGCAAAUAUCGCCAAGGGACAACUGUCAAUGGCUAGGAAAGGAUCGGCAUUGAAUUUUGCCGAAGGUGCCUACCCCGUCUACUAUAUGCCCAGUAAUGUUAAUGGGAAAUUUAAUGGUAAAAUAUCGCUGCUGGUCCAGUGAGGGAGAGUGAAACUGAAAACUAACCUAGGGGAAUAAUU
Musca vetustissima is the source of this 377-nucleotide messenger RNA. RefSeq lists its product as uncharacterized. The coding region runs from base 4 to 339 and encodes 111 amino acids. NCBI's taxonomy places the organism in Eukaryota, Metazoa, Arthropoda, Insecta, Diptera, Muscidae. The transcript has 2 exons. The record is from RefSeq and is a predicted model, not a curated record.